AUGUUGAUGGAGGCGCAGAAAAAGGUUCGAGGUUCGUGCAGUGAAGAAUUGUUGGAAUUGAUUAGAAAUGAUUCAGACAUUUUAAACUCAAUUCUAAUCGGGAACGAAUCUUGGAUGUUCGAGUACGAUCCAGAAUCUAAAAGGCAGAGUUCCGACUGGCACACACAAUAUUCUCCCAAACCCAAAAAAGGACGCAUGAGAAAAACUCAUAUCAAAAUAAUGCUGGUUGUCUUCUUUGACGUUCGAGGAAUCAUCCACUUUGAGUUUGUAUUGCAAGGACACACUGCCAACACAGCCUUUUAUCUGGAAGUGCUCAAGAGACUGAAACGCCGGGUCGUACGUGUCAGGCCUAAUAUCAAAGACUACUUCAAGCUCCAUCAUAAUGUCCCUAGCCACACAGCCUUCAUCGUUAUCAACUACCUGACCCAGAAUAAGACCCCCGUGGUGCCCAAACCUCCUUACAGCUCUGACUUGGGUCCAUUGUUCCCCCUACUGAAGAGAGAGCUGUGA
Homalodisca vitripennis (glassy-winged sharpshooter) is the source of this 510-nucleotide messenger RNA. Its product is annotated as histone-lysine N-methyltransferase SETMAR-like. Gene Ontology annotation, molecular function: nucleic acid binding. The transcript has a single exon. Bases 1 to 510 code for a protein of 169 amino acids. The record is from RefSeq and is a predicted model, not a curated record. NCBI's taxonomy places the organism in Eukaryota, Metazoa, Arthropoda, Insecta, Hemiptera, Cicadellidae.